Molecule: messenger RNA, 4354 nt
Organism: Mytilus californianus (California mussel)
Lineage: Eukaryota; Metazoa; Mollusca; Bivalvia; Mytilida; Mytilidae
Product: splicing factor ESS-2 homolog
Exons: 7
Coding region: 44-1588 (514 amino acids)
Cellular component (GO): catalytic step 2 spliceosome
Source: RefSeq, a predicted model, not a curated record
CCGAUUUCACGUUGAAGUAAACGUUACUAUUACUUUUGUUAAAAUGUCCAAAAACGUAAAUGAUGACUACGAGAAAACAAGAGCGCUUGUUAAACGUUUGGAUGGAACCAUAACUCUGUCUCAUUUACCAGUCGAUGAGGAUAAAAAGUCCGUGAAAAACCUAAAAGUGCUAGACGAAGAAACUUACACUAAGGAUUUAGAAGACAUCAUAGUUAGAGAUUUUUAUCCAGAACUUCCAACCCUGCAGGAGAAAACAGAAUAUUAUGAGGCAUUAAAAAGUAAUGAUCUUGGUAAACUUAGAGAAUUCCAGUUGAAAUAUGGAACUGAAGGAAGACCCUCUUCAGUUUAUAAUACACCAGCAACGUUUGAAACACCAGAACCAGACAGUAGAAAAGAUUCUCCUCAACAACAUUCAAAACAAGAUCAUGUGGAGAAGAAAAAAGAAGAGACAAAUAAAGACAGUAAAAGUGGUACAAAGAAAGUACCAAAAGACCAGUACCUAGCCAAGAAUAUCACUAUUAUUUAUUUCAUAGGUACUAAGAAGUUAUCAUUAGACCAGUACUUAGCUAAGAAUACCAGUGAAGAUAAUGCUUCAUUUACUGAGAUACUGGAAGAAACCCAACAAAAACACAGAGAUAAACAUGCUUGGCUGUUUGAAAAUGAAAAGUCAAGAACUGAAGAAGAGAAAGAACACCUAGCACUACCUUCAGUUGAACAGCAAGCAGCCAUUGAAGGGAACCAUGAUAUAAUCAACAGUUGGAAAUACAAAACUAGAAACUCUCUGAUGUAUGUGCCUGAUGGGGCUGAGUUUAGCAAUGAGGAACUUGUGGACAUGAAGAAAAAGAAACCAAGGAAAAUAGUACAUGACAACACACGCUUUCAAACUAACCCUUGGAAUCGGAAUAAAAGUCGUGAAAUGAUGAAACAAGCUGCAUCGGCUAAAGCCAUGGCAAAUUGUGGUAAAAUAGGACAUGAUGGGAAGGAAAUAUUGCCUUCAGAAUCACCACAGAUAAAUGGAUAUGGAUUUGUGGGUACUCCAUCACCAGCCCCUGGUGUAGACGAGUCUCCAUUAAUGACUUGGGGAGAGAUUGAGAGUACACCAUUUAGGUUAGAUCCUGCAGAUGCUAUAACAGCAACGCCUGGUCCUACAUUUAAGAUACCAGAUGUUCCGAGGAGAGAUGAAAUAGCUCUAGAGUUAGCUGAAAAAGCCAGUAAAGCACAUAGAGAUAAGAAAGAAAAAGCCAUUAAAUCUGUUCAGGCCAGACUUUCAUCGCCAGCAGCCAGAUUUGGUAUGAGUACAACAGACCGUGUAGCUUCAAUGUCUCCUGCAGCACAAAAACUUGUCAACUCUCGAUUCAGGAUUCGUACACAUACAGAUAAAGCUCUCAGAGACAGUUAUAGUCCUUCACCGAUACAUAGACUUCCAGGAGACAAAACUCCUGUCAGACUUACACCAACAAAUACGCCAAAAAGUGUCAAAACUCCAAAUCGGACACCUGGAAGUAAACGUGAAGGAAGUGAUAUUACCUCCCUUACUGACAAUCUUCUCAAAUUACCAAAGAGGAAAACAGCUGCAGAUUUCUUUUAAUGUUGAUAAUUUUUAUCAUUUAUUCAAAGAAAUAUUAAUCCGCAAACACUAAGGUAGUGGUCAAUUAUUUCAAAUUGAUUGAGAGUGAACAUUUCUUUGUGGGAUAGGCUGGAAGAAAUUGAAAGUGUUUUGUGGCGGGAUAUGAUGAAAUUGACAAACAGUGACAUACACUAGCACAGUUAAUGUAGUCUAAGUGUCAAAAACAUAACAGUGUAUGAGGAGGAUACAUGCAGUCUGACAUAAAUCCCAUAAAAGACAUCCUAUCACAAUCCCAUAUAACUUGACAAAAAGAUAAUGCACAGUAUGAUUAAAGGAGAAACUGGUUCUAAUAUGGAAUAUUUUGGUGGAGUACUGAGUAUAAAUAUUCCAGAAAUAUGUCACUCAUUUUAUAUUUAUGAUUGGUUAUUUCAUCGACUUUACACAAAGUUUGUCUCUAUGAAUUGAGUAUGCUUAAAAUAUUUGUCGCUGGACAUGACACAAACAAAAAGCAAUCAAUUGAUCAAUCUUUUUCCUGUUGUUGGCAAAGGAAGAAUUCCGUCACAAUUGGUUUGAAAUAUGUUUUUUUAUCACAACUGCUCUGAAAUUACACUUGUUAUUUGGUUGAAAGCAGGCAACAUGGUUUACAUUGAACAAGAUUUUACAUCUAUCCCCCAAGAAUUUUUGGGGAGGAAAUACUAUUCAAUAACAUAAAUGCUACUGUAAACUUUAUUGAAAAUCUCACGGCAACAAAUUCAUAAAUUUACAUGCAUCCCUACUGGAAAAACUUGCUGCACUGGGCAUUAUAAAAUAAUUAAAGACAUUUUGUGUAUAUAAGUGGAUAAUUUUAAAUUAAAAUAUUUAAAUUCUAAAAAGCAGAGAGUUGUUCUUAAAUAUUGUUUAACAGACUGAAAUUAACAAUUUUUCUAAAAGCUGCACUUUUCAAGCAUAAAAUACAUGAAUCCGUAAAAUGGCAUGCCAUAUAUAUAACAUGUACAAAUUUUAAGACUAAGAUAUCUGAAGUGUUUAUGUAAACAUUAUGUAAUAGAUGACAUGCAUGUAAUUUCAGAACUUAGAAUUCUUCUCACCUAUUCUAUUAUUCAUUUCAUAUUUUGAUAUAUUGCAUUCUACCAUGUUUGUUUGUCCAACAAAUAUAUUUUUCUCUUGUACUACUGGAUAGAAUGACUUCACAUUAGGCUAGCGUCUUGACAGUGAUGAAUUGUAUUGUGGUAGCAUUUUUCUGAUCUGAUAUACACCUACUUUCUGUUUUUUUAUACUUUGAAUUUUUUUACAUUUAUGAAUGAUCUAAAAAAAAAAUAGUCACUAUUCUAUAGUACUAAUCAGGAUUGACAGUUUUCCUGCAGAGGAUGGCGGUUCUCCCUCAGUACUCAGCUGGCUGCCACAAUAUAGUCAAGUGUGCUGAUAGUGGAGUUUAACAUAAAAAUAAUUCAAAUCAAUCAAUCAAUCUCUUAUUUUAACAAUCAGGGGACUUACUUAAAUGAGUGAUUUUCUAAAUCACUGAUUCAAGUAACAUUAUGUCCAUAAAGGUUGGAAGUAAGAGUUGUCUUUCUUUAAUAAUCACCUAUGUAAGUAGUACAAAUUAAUCACUAGACUAAGUGAUUUAAUUUUAUUGUGGCUUUAAAUAUAGAAUACUAAUGAUCCAGGGACUAAUAACCAACAUCUGUGUUGAUAGGAGGACCGGGUCAUGUCAGGUGAUGACCUUGUACUAAAUCUAGGAUAAUGACAUAAAAAUCACUUGUUUAGUAUCAUACCUCAAUUUCCUUACUUCUUUAAGUAUCAUUAUUUUAAUAACCCCCACUAAUUUCAACACCCCCGAACAGUGAAAUUUUGAUCGCGAACAGUAGAAUUUUAUUACAUAAUCUAUAAGAUGAAACCUUGAAUUUUACAGGAAAAAUACUCCCACUGCUGGGAAAAAUCUGUUAAGAAAGUAUCAGUUCAUUAUGUAAAGCCACUUUUAUAGCAUUUUUUCAACUAAAAUAGAAUUUGCAGCUAAAUGAUUACAUCAAAGGCAUAAACCUUGCUGCUUAAAAGAAGCAAAAAGUUAAUUUUUUAUAAUUUUACUAAUGAAAAGAUAUUAUUAUCUAAACCUAUGUGUUUAAAAUUUUGGUAAAACUACAAAAUCACAAUUUGUGACAAAACUUCGAAUUUGCUACUUAAAUAAGUGAUUUAAAAAUCACUUAUUUCAAUAAGUCCCCUGACUGUUUAAUGAACUUCUGUUCAUAUUUAAUCAACAGCUUGGCAGUGAUGAGUUUAAACGGGCAAAUGCUUUUAAGAUCGGUCAUACACUUACUUCCUGCUCUCUGAUACCUCAAAUUACAAGUCAUAUGGUAUGCAUUGUGCAUUCUUGUUUAUGAGGCGGGAAAGUGAAUAUUAUAAAUAUGUUGUUUACUUGCUGUAAUUAUUUUCUUGAUUAUUUCUCAUACUGUUCUUGUUUUACUCAACAAAAUGCAGAUUUAUUAUACACUAUUAAAAAUGAUUUGUAAAUUGAUAAAAACUGCAGAUUAUAAAUCCAGAAAUUGUUGUAUCUGUUAUUUAUCAAUUUUUGCAACUUUUCAUGAGUGGACAUGUACAUAAAUAUAAGAUUAAUUUAUGUGAUUUCUGGAAAUGCUGCAUACAUGACAUAACAUGUAAUGCUAUAAGAAAUUUUAAAUGCUAGUUCUAUGUAAUUAACAUGUUUACCCAAUUUAUUAUGUCUUUAAGGUGAAAUUGCUGUAAGUUUUUUUUAAUAAAAACUUUUCAUUAAGUUUUUCAAUAAAAUAUUUUACAUUA